Messenger RNA from Ochotona princeps (American pika), 2399 nucleotides. It is a transcript of the gene DBF4, whose product is annotated as DBF4 zinc finger. Gene Ontology annotation, molecular function: protein serine/threonine kinase activator activity; zinc ion binding; nucleic acid binding. The transcript has 12 exons. Bases 255 to 2276 code for a protein of 673 amino acids. The record is from RefSeq and is a predicted model, not a curated record. Gene Ontology annotation, biological process: positive regulation of nuclear cell cycle DNA replication; regulation of cell cycle phase transition. Gene Ontology annotation, cellular component: Dbf4-dependent protein kinase complex; nucleus. NCBI's taxonomy places the organism in Eukaryota, Metazoa, Chordata, Mammalia, Lagomorpha, Ochotonidae.
UGACGCCGCGGCCUCGUGACGCGUUUUCAAAUCUCUAACCGCCGCCGCUCACUCGUUGGUGUGUGGGGCACUUCUUCCUCCGCGCCCAGGAGCCCGAGCCGGACCCGGAAACCCGGCCCGCCGACGCCCGGACCUCGGCCGGCUCGGCGGCCGGUGGUGGUGCGGGAGGGCGGCCGUCCUGUCAGCGCCGUGCUUUGGCGGCCCCUCGGCGCGACACCCUGAGCUUCUCAGCAUGUAGGUGCCGGGCGGCUGCCAUGAACUCCGGAACCAUGAGGAUUCACAGUAAAGGGCAUUUCCAGGAUGGAAUUCAAGUCAAAAAUGAGAAAAACAGAUCGUCUUUGAAAUCUCUGAAAACUGAGAACAGACCAGAAAAGUCCAGAUAUAAACCGCUUUGGGGGAAAGUGUUUUACCUUGACAUACCUUCUGCCACAGUAUGUGAAAAACUGCAAAAGGAUAUUAAGGAUCUGGGAGGGCGGGUCGAAGAAUUUCUCAGCAAAGAUAUCAGUUAUCUUAUUUCAAAUAAAAAGGAAGCUAAAUUUGCACAAACCUUGAGCCGAGUGUCUCCUGUACCAAGUCCCGAAUCUGUGUAUACUGCAGAAGCCACUUCUCACCCCAGCCACGAUGGGAGCUCAUUUAAGUCUCCAGACACAGUGUGUUUAAGCAGAGGAAAAUUAUUGGUUGAAAAAGCUAUCAAGGACCAUGAUUUUAUCCCAUCAAAUAGUAUAUUAUCAAAUGCCUUAUCAUGGGGAGUAAAAAUUCUUCAUAUUGAUGAUAUUAGAUACUACAUUGACCAAAAGAAAAAGGAAUUGUAUUUAUUCAAGAAAUCAAGUGUUUCUGUGAAAGAUGUGGCUAAAAGAGUUUGUAUUGGCUCACAAAAAACCAAAACAGGAAGACUCAAAAAGCCUUUUGUAAAAGUGGAAGAUAUGAAUAAAAUGUAUAGGCCAUUUUACCUUCAGCUGACCAUUGUGCCUUGUAUCAACUACUCUAUCCAGAAGCCCUUCAGUCCAUUUGAUACAGAUAAAGCAUCUGCCGUGCAAAAGAAAACUCAGGUUAAACUAAGAAUCCAAACAGAGGCUGAUAAAUAUGGUGGAAAUCCAGUUCAAAUCCAUUUGAAAGAGAAGAAAAGAAAGGGAUACUGUGAAUGUUGUUUGCAGAAAUAUGAAGAUCUCGACAGUCAUCUUCAAACUGAGCAACACAGAAACUUUGCACAGAGUAGUCACUAUCAAGUUGUUGAUGAUAUCAUAUCCAAGUUAGUUUUUGACUUUAUGGAAUAUGAAAGGGACACACCUAAAAAAAAAAGAAUCAAAUACAGUGUUGGAUGCGUUUCUCCUGUUUCUGCUGAUGUCCUGAAAAAGACCCAACUAAUACAGAAGCUAGAAUUGCAGUAUACUUCUCAGAAGGACUUCAGGGACAGUAAGGUACAGGUGAUGGAGCAGAGUCUCUUGCAUGGAGAAACCCAGGAACUUGAAGAAAAGCUUUUGUUGGUUCCAGAAUCUGUCCACAACCCCUCAAAAGAAUUAAGAGGACUGGAUGAGAAGAUGAAUAAUCAGUGUUCCAUGUUCACUAGAGCAGAAAAUGAUAUAAACCAGAAUUCUAGAGAGCCACCUCCACAUAAAAAUAUACAGGAAUGUUUUCUGAACAUUUCUGAUUUUAAAUUAAUUAACACUGACUUGGAAGGUUUGAGGGUAGAUCACUAUCCAUGUACACUACAAACUUCUGUUCAAGUUUCUGUUUCCAGUAUGACUGCUGGUGCAGCUGAACCAACGCAAAAGUCAGAGACUGUGUUUUCUCCAGCAAAGAAUACAAAGAAAAAGCACCUUCAUUCAAUAUUUAAUCCUAGUUCUGAUCUAAGAACAAUCAGCAGUUCACAAGAGCUCCUAACACCUCAGGCAGAAACUCAAUCCCAGAGGCCUGGUGAAGAACCCAAUGAAUGUGACCUCAAGAAUGUGGAUAGUUUACCUUGUAAAAUACAUCGAAAAGUAAAAAUAUUACUAGGAAGAAAUAAAAAAGAAAAUCUGGAGCCAAAUGCUGAAUUGGAUAGGAAGAGAACUGAGUAUCUCAUCCCACAGGAAGAGAGUAUUUGUAGUUCACCAGUACAGUCUCUACUGGACUUAUUUCAGACUAGUGAAGAGAAGUCAGAAUUUUUGGGUUUCACAAGCUACACUGAAAACAGUGCUGUGUGUGAUGUUUUAGGUAUUUGGGACAAUGAAAGCUCAAAUAAUCUGUUGUCAAUGUUUUUUUCUUCCCCCUCAGAUUCUACAUUUACUGGCUUUUAGGAUGUUUACAUUUCAGAAAGCGUGGAUCAUAUUCUUAAAAUAUAAAUAUUUAUAAAAAUUCUUAUGAUUUUUUGGACCAAUUUUGUUUACAAAUCCAAAUAUAAAUAUUAAUGAUAAAGGUGA